UUUCGGCAGUAUAAUGGUCUAAUGUUGUACAAUGCAGUGCCGUUUUAAACAGUGUAGUGUAAUGCGGUGCAAUGGUGAACAAUGUAGUUAGUACAGGCUGCCUCAGAGACUCCAUGACAGCAGCAAAGCGCCCCCUCCCACUCCGAACGCCCCCGCUUGAGAUGCAACUAAAAUACAUAAAGCCUCCAUGUUGCAUGGGGGAAUGUCGGGCCAGCACAUAGCCUACAAGUGUUAGCGCGCUAACUUUAACGUCGUCAAGCCCAGCGUCUGCUCCAUGUUUUGGACAAGAAUAACCCUUCCACGGGCUUCCAAGUGUUUUUGCAAUAGACAAGGUUGCACAUUUUUUGCGGGCGAUGAUCGGCGAGCUUGACGGCUAACCCGCUAAACAAGGCUAGUUGUUAACUUCAGCUAGUGGGCGAUUCAACGUCGUUUGUUUGGACUUUUGAAGGUGUAAUCCACAAAAAGAAGUGAUUGCAGCGAAUGUGUUGUGCACGGAGCUCUAGAUGACAGUCGUUAACUGGGUUUUAUUCAGCACCGCGCUAGCUGGCUGGCUUCCCCCGCUGCCACAACGCUUCGCCUCGGACGCUCGUCUGGUCUUUGUGGGCUACCUGAUCACCCUCAUCUUAAACAGCUAGCUAACGAUAGCUAGCAUCCCCAGGCAAGCGCCCUAAUAUUGCGGGAGUCCACAGCGGAAUAACCACCAGGCUAAAUGGACCACAUGUCUAUAAUAACGCAAGUUUCCAACCCUAAGGAGGAGGAAAUAAUAUCCUUUAACCAGGAAAAAGCGUCCCAGUCCAACAGCAGCCUGAAGAAGCAGAGGAGCCGGAGCAUCUUCAGCACAUUCUUCUGCUGCUUCCGCAGCUACAAUGUGGAACCGCCAGCCACCAAUAGCAACAGCGCUCCCCUGCCUCCACCUGUGGAGGAGAAUGGAUCACCACCCAAGUGCGACCAGGUCGAGGUCCUCCCUGUCCCUAGUCCACCAGCCAAGUACCUCCUACCGGAGAUGAAAAUAUCAGACUACGGGAAAAAGUGUGUUGUGAUUGACUUGGACGAAACACUCGUCCACAGCUCAUUCAAGCCAAUCAGCAAUGCAGAUUUUAUUGUUCCAGUGGAGAUUGAUGGCACAGUUCAUCAGGUGUAUGUGCUGAAACGCCCCCACGUGGAUGAGUUUCUUCAAAAGAUGGGCGAGCUGUUUGAGUGUGUGCUCUUCACAGCCAGCCUUGCAAAGUACGCAGACCCCGUGGCAGACCUGCUGGACCAGUGGGGCGUGUUCCGAGCGCGACUCUUCAGAGAGUCCUGCGUGUUCCACAGAGGGAACUACGUGAAGGACUUGAGCCGGCUGGGACGAGAGCUCAGCAACGUCAUCAUUGUGGACAACUCGCCCGCCUCUUACAUUUUUCACCCAGAAAACGCUGUCCCAGUCCAGUCCUGGUUUGACGACAUGAAUGACACCGAGCUCCUGGACCUGCUGCCUUUCUUUGAGGGACUCAGCAAAGAGGAGGAGGUUUACGGCGUCCUGCAGAAUCUGAGAGGCAGGUAGCAGGACCCAGAGCAGCUCUGCCCUCGGCGCUUCUCUUUCCACCUCCGCCGUUUCUGUCGCUGUCCCAACACGUCUCUCAGACCGAGGCCCGUCCGGAGGAGGCGCUAUGGAGUCCCAAGGAUGCAAAGCCCUCCUGUACCCACGACACGACUCUCCUUUCCUGGCGACCGGCUGCCAAAUAGGAAAGACUGAAUAACUCAGCAGCCGCCGAGUUGAACUGAAACGUUGACACUCACGGGGACAGAAUGCUAAGAGGAAUGAACUCUGGUCUUUAUUUUCAAACCCAACAAAGUUUUACUAUUUGGUUAAGUGCUUCAAACCAAAAAAAAAAACAAAAAAAACCUUUUUUGUCUGAAACGUCUUUUUGUGGUACGUCGCAAAAGUCUGAAGAGAUUUUUGUCAGGUGUUGUCGCUAUGCAGGCGGUUUGUGGUGGCGGAAAGGACUCUUCUUACUGAAUGAAGUGCCUUGCGUGAGUGAUGUUUCUACAGGGAGAUGUUUUCUACAUAGUCCCUCAGUGCUCCAUCAAGUGGACACAGAAGAACUUUAUAUUUUUAAUCAUCAAGCGUCUCUUUAGUGUACGAUGUAGACUUUCUUACUGCGUUCCUUGUACUACAUAGACAUAGUUGAUUUGUCAGGCAAAGGAGUUGACCUUAUAGCCCAGCUGCACGUCUUUUUUUGUUGUUGUUUUGCUUUGUUUUUUUUGUGGUUUUCAUCUUAAAGCUCCGCUAAAAUGUGCCAUUUAUUGUUUUGGUAGCCCCUCCUGUUAGUUGCCAAGCUACUUUAACGUCUGUCUUCAACAGGUGUUCACUAAAUAGUAUUGCAUUAUAGCUUUUAUUGAAAUGUUCUGCUUUUAAUAUUUGAUGUUUCCUUAUCGUUUCAUGCUUUGCAAUGUCGGCAUUUAGCCCCCCCCCCCACUCCCGCCUUGUUUCUUUUGUGUUCUUGUAUUGCACGUCACCAGUGGAGUCACCCCCACGGGGGCGAGAACUGUGCACGCUUGCAAAGGUAUCCCUGAAUGGGUCGAGUGCCAUGCUCUUUUUUUUUUUUCCCCCAUGAGGUUAGCAUCUUUCCGGGCGGGUUCUAGGAGAGGGGCGAGUCUGGACCUGAUCACACCUUGUUCGUCCUGGUCGGCUUACAGUGAAGGCGUGGCCUCACGUGUCACCAGUGGAGGUGUGUGUGUGUGUGUGUGUGUGUGUGUGUUUACCUUCCAAGACUCUUUAACUGCUGUUCACCUCAGUGCCUGUUUGAGAGGAGCCCUUUGCUGCCAUGGCAAUAAGAUUCCUUUGAUUUUUGACCAUCCCACUUAUUUGGUUCACGUGUGUGGAGCACUUCACAUCGCAUACCUUCAAAAUCUGUUCCAUUCCAUCAGUGUAGAAACCGUCAUCGGUUCUCGGGCUGCAGAACCUGCCUUACUGCCUGUAGAGAAAGCAACGUUUCACCAGUUUGAAGUGUUCAUUUCCGUAUUUUCAUACAGUACAAUGUAUGUACAGUUGACCCCCCGCAUAGCCGCGCCGCUGUGCCGUUUGUCCGUAGAAAACCCAUCUCACUUGCCCUAUAUUGGUGAAGUUGCACAGGAAGUAGAAAUAUAUAUGCUAAACAAUGCUAUUUUAUACUAAUGUGUGACCCGCAAGGCAUGCUGGAAAGUUACCAGCAUGCCUUGCGGGUCUCAUUUGCCCUAUAUUGGUGAAGUUGCAGGCAAGUUACCCAGCAUGCCUUGCGGGUCUCACUUGCCCUAUAUUGGUGAAGUUGCAGGCAAGUUACCCAGCAUGCCUUGCGGGUCACACAUUAGCGUGAAAUAAUUGUACACGUGUAAGCAUUUAUUUCAACACCCACACAGUGCGUGUUGCGCGGCUACAUUGUGUGUUCCACGCAUUGCUUAUUUUUUUCUUGCACUGUGUGUGUCAAAAUAGACAUUUUUAGGGGCGUCUGAGUUACUCGCCCUGCUUGUUCGCCAUUCACGUGUGGUCUGAGAACGCAGCUUCCACCAACAGCGGGGGGGUCUACCGUACUAUACAUGAUCAGGGCUGUCCGUGUGUGCACCAAAACAUUACAUUUACGUUCAAGUUUGUUGGAAAAAUUGACAUUGUUUUCCAGAAACUUUUCCCCAAUUUUUUUUUUUUUUUAAGUGUGCUGCUCCUUCAGGAAUUUUCUCUCUUCUGGCAACAGCGUUGGGACUGACUUGUGAUGGCAGUUGAGUGUUGUGUUUCAGUGCAAUGUCCUUUUUAUAAGAAGACUCGCAAUGAUUGACUUGCUCAGAAAAAUGUUUUAUCAUUGCGAUAUUUUUCUACCUACCUUUUUAUGGUUAGUAUUUGCUUUGAGAAGUUACACAGUACCUGUACUCGUUUUGUUCCCAAGCAUCGUCACCCCUGCAUCGCCCUGGGAUCUCUCUUGCCUGUGGUGAGAACUCUGUCAGGUUUCGUCUUUCCUAUUCAGGGGACGGGCGCGUGUGCGUGUGCGUGUGUGUGCUCUCUUCCUGGUUUUCUUUGUGCAUCACCUCACUUCUUCAUCAUGAGUUGUUAAAAGGAUUUAACACCAAAGUUGUAAAACACUUAGAUUUCUCUGUGCUUUUCCCCCCUUUGGUUGGUUUGUUUUACCGGGGGUGAUGAAAUUGACACUUUGUUGAGACACUUUUCAGUUAUUGGAUUUGAGUGUGUGUUUUCACCCUCAGCAUCUUCUUUUUUGUCUUUUUCUUUCCAUAUUAAAAGGCUUCAUUGAAA
Molecule: messenger RNA, 4255 nt
Organism: Dunckerocampus dactyliophorus (ringed pipefish)
Lineage: Eukaryota; Metazoa; Chordata; Actinopteri; Syngnathiformes; Syngnathidae
Gene: ctdsplb
Product: CTD (carboxy-terminal domain, RNA polymerase II, polypeptide A) small phosphatase-like b
Exons: 8
Coding region: 710-1540 (276 amino acids)
Molecular function (GO): RNA polymerase II CTD heptapeptide repeat phosphatase activity
Source: RefSeq, a predicted model, not a curated record